This is a messenger RNA of Zingiber officinale, 393 nucleotides long. RefSeq names its product inositol-tetrakisphosphate 1-kinase 1-like. The coding region runs from base 1 to 393 and encodes 130 amino acids. The record is from RefSeq and is a predicted model, not a curated record. Gene Ontology annotation, molecular function: inositol-1,3,4-trisphosphate 5-kinase activity; inositol-3,4,5,6-tetrakisphosphate 1-kinase activity; magnesium ion binding. The transcript has a single exon. Gene Ontology annotation, biological process: inositol trisphosphate metabolic process. Lineage: Eukaryota; Viridiplantae; Streptophyta; Magnoliopsida; Zingiberales; Zingiberaceae. Gene Ontology annotation, cellular component: cytoplasm.
AUGACCCUUCUAUUCCGUCCCCAUGGCCUGCUUGGGCUUAAACCUCCUAUGGUUUUUCAGGAGUUCGUCAAUCACGGCGGGGUCAUCUUCAAGGUCUAUGUCACAGGAAAUUACGUGCAAUGCAUGAGAAGGAAGUCCCUCCCAGGCAUACUCCCCGAAGAGCAUCACCCCUUCCCCUUCGUCAUUUUAUCUCGUGUAUCCAACACACCCUGGCAUAACCCUGAAGACAUCGAAUAUUACGAACAUCUAGAAGUGGCAGAGCUGCCUCCAUUGAGCUUUCUGGAGAAGAUAGCAAAGGGCUUGCAGAAGGCUAUGAGAUUGCACCUCUUCAACUUCGGCAUUAUUAGGGAUGCCAAUGCCUGCAACAUCUACUUCAUCAUUAACAUCGACUAG